AUGAAAAAGUAUAUUCAACACAAACUCAAUAAUAAGUCUAUUGAAGUCAUGCCUAACAACACAUCGGAGAAGAGAAAGCGGCGACAAAGAGGGGGUAAAAGCGACCGAUCGGUCCUCAAAUGCAAUCAAUUACUGCCCAAAAGAUUGCGAAUAAAAUCGGCAGAAAAUCAAUUGUACAGAAUUGGCUUAUCCCUAUUCGAGCCUAAAAUACUAACACAACGGCCAUGGUACUAUUCGCCCACAGGUACCGCUAUAGUAUACUCGUUGACCGUGUUAUAUAACUAUUUCUACGGAAUUGGACCGUCAUUUUUGCGCAUAUUUCAGAUGCUCUCGGGAUUAGUCACCCCUCAAAGCGUGGGUCUAUCGGACCCCCAAUCCCUCUAUCGGUUCGCAAUACUAAGUGAUGGCACCGGGAGUUGUAUUCACACCUACUGUCGCACCCAUGACUCCGGCCGUCAUAAUAAACAUCAAUCUCUGUCUAUAAUACUGGAAAUGUCGUUCCAGGAUCUAUUAAAAGGGGUUGAUGUAUACAAAUGGAUAGAAACACAUCCAUUGGGUUAUUGGCAAAAAUAUGUCAACAAUACUAACAUGACUUAUAUUGGAUGCGAGUAUAAAAUGUAUGACAACUAUAGUAUACCCGACGACCCGUUUCCGCAUAAAAACAAUACAUUUUAUUUGAUGGCUGAAUACUUCGAUAAAGAGUACUUUGAGAUUGAGGGUGAAAAUUCGGCUUAUUAUAGCUCAUUAAUCGUGCCAGUGCUGAUUGAGAUUGGUAAAUUAGUUAAUUACAGUGUACAUCUGUAUGCGUACAACUGUCCGGACAGGCGUAUAAAUGAGCACAAACAGGUGAGUACAGGGCUCGUUACGGGCCCGGACUGGUCACCCAUGAACUAUUUGUGGCGAACGGACACUAAUGGAUCAAGGCCGUUAAACUGCAUCCGACCCCUGUAUAUGGCCGAUAACUUGGUAUUCAUGAGCAUUAAAGUACAGCAAUCACUGCCCGACAGUAUAGACAUUUGGAAGUGUUAUGAAUACAGGAUUGCAACAAUAGCGAAAAGCAGCUUGGUUACGGGGUACAACCAGGUGGGUUAUGUUGCGUGGAUAUACUUUAAGCCACUGUUGGGUAUCGGCGAGAAUCUCGGGCACCGGAACUAUAUGUAUAUCCUAUGGCUUAUAUCGUUGAUACCAGUGGUGGAAGUGAUUCGCAACGAGUUGUUGGCAAAAAUGGUGGCCAGACCUGACACGUGCGCCGACACUAUUGAGGAUCUAUUGGAUGAUAGGCUUGUGGUGUUGACCGAUCACUACAAGGCCCAGGAGUGGGCUUCGGACGAAUUUACUAAAUACUUUGAGAACAACACUUUUAAAGAGACAUUUAUUAAGUUUGCAAAUAGGGUUAGGCAGUAUGAUAGACCACCCUGGCCAGACAAGUUUCAAUCGUUCAAAGAUGACCCAGAUGGAUUUCACAGUUUCAUUAAAAACAUAGUAUUCGUUGCCGACCAGUAUAUGAUGGACCAAUUGUUGCCAUACGCGCCCCGAUUUGAACGCAUUCAUUCGGGCCAAUCCUACCUACCGGUGCUCAUAACACCUCUCUGUUACGGACCAUCGUUUAAGUUUAUUAAUGAGGCUGACACACGGCGUUUAUACGAGGCGUCGCUUUUUCAGCACAUGUACGCAAUGAAAGGGCAAUAUUAUUUCGAAAACGUGGUAACAAUUGCCGACAAUUUUGGUCUAAUAAUGUCCGACUUUUACGCUACUCCGGUUGACCCCUACGAACCCCUAACGAUGUUUGAGUUAAAAAGUUAUAAUACAAAUGAAACAAAACAAGAGAAAUACGCACAAAAAGGUUUCGUCAAGCGGAUCGUACGGACGCACCGUUUUGUGGCCAAACGCUCAUAUUUUUAUUACCAUAUAGCAUCGCAACGUAGAGUUAUCAAUCAAGCAAUGAAAAACAUACAGGCACAAUCGUGUGUGCGGUUUAAACAGCGGACUAACCAACAUGAUUAUUUGCAACUAUUUAAAGGACAAGGGUGCUAUUCAUCAAUCGGCAAAACAGGGGGCCGUCAGUACCUAUCGCUGGGCUAUGGGUGUCAUUACGUAGGGGUGGCUACGCAUGAAAUACUACAUACGCUGGGCUUUUACCACGAACAGAGUCGGGCCGAUCGGGACAACUACCUGACCAUUCACUGGCAAAACAUCGCUCGGGGUAUGUCAUCACAGUAUGACAAAGUGUCCAAAUCGGCGAACCAUCUGUAUGUUGGCUUUGACUACCAGUCAAUCAUGAUUUAUGGGGCAAAGGAUUUCAGUAAAAACGGCAAAUACACGAUGACUGCCAAACAACGUGGUGUCCGGCUAUCGGCACAAAACAAUAGGCGCAGUAUGAGCUCAUUGGACGCCCGGGCCCUCAACACUAUGUAUGGGUGCAGUGGCGGCGGUGGCGGCUCAGGGGCUAAGAAACGGAAACGUGGCUAG
Molecule: messenger RNA, 2469 nt
Organism: Medioppia subpectinata
Lineage: Eukaryota; Metazoa; Arthropoda; Arachnida; Sarcoptiformes; Oppiidae
Source: the annotation of a GenBank genome assembly